AUGGCUUCUGGAUUUUCACCUACACCACGAAAGGAGGGAACAUGGACGAAGCUUGUGAUAUUUAUUGCGCUAUACUUGCUACUCCUCGAGUCUAUAUUGGAAUGCGUGCUCGUGCUCUACCUUUACGGUAAUGGCCAGGUUGACUCGAAAAUGACUCUGAGUGUUGUACUUGCACUUAUCGCAUCUUUUCUCUCGGUACCGCUUGUCAGCCUUCAAAGCCUGGUUGCUUGGCAAUACAACAACAUUGGUGGAUUUGGAACCCAAAAGACUAUUCUGCAUAAUGUAUGCACAUACGUGCUGCGCUUGGAUCUUAUGCUUUGGCUAGCUACAAGUAUAGCUGGUCUAGUGGUCGCUGCACAACAGGUGUACUGUCUUCCGGAAGGGACAGACGGAUCCUUCUGGAGAGUUGGUAAAAGCUGUGCCUUCCACCGAGCAUCUGUGAUUGUGGCUGUGAUUUCAAUGGUCACUGUGUGCACUAUGUACUGUGCAAGGGAGCUUUGCGAUCGACCAUAUGAUGUAUCACUUCUUGGUAUCUACAAGCGCCAGAAGGUUCUCAGAGACGGCAGUAUCGUCUCCGGCAAUAGCUGGGAUAGUGAGGAAACGCUCAAGAACGAGAUUCUCUAUCUUUGCCGCCAACACGAUGGAACUGGAGCCGGGGAGUUCUGGUCUGCGGACCCAAUCGCCAACAGAGUCAUCUGCCAUCCCAGCGUCCGGCAUCCUGCUCCCGUCCGUCUGCGGCCUCAACUCCGAGUCAACACUGAAUCCGGUUCAACAUAUGGAGAAAUUAUGUCUGGAACGACGAUUUCGCCAGAGGACACUCAACAUCGGAUCUCACCCGGAUCACAAAGCGUGGCUAGCGAGUUCUAUCCCAUCUCGAGCACAUCUACUACUAUGUUGAGUACGCAGACAACCAACGAGUUACGCGCUCUUCUCUCUGAUGCGUUUGCCCCCAAACUACCGGCCAUUCCCCAGGAACACACCAGCCAUAAGAGAGGAAAGUCAUCACUCUCUUCUAUCAGACGUCUUCUUCCAAAGUCUUUCCCAUUGUCUCUUCCACUAUCAGAGGAUCCUCAAAUCCAAGCCCUCGCAGACCCCAACACCGCAUCAGACGUCGAGAAACAGGUUGUGACACCAAAUAGCAUGCCUAAGGGUAUCCCUCAAUCGACAACCUACCAACUUGUCGCAAACGGCAACACUCCAAACGCCUCUUCAGCAUCCCUCCCGCAAAGCCCUGCCAACACCCAGCCCAAAUUCAACCUAGCACAGGAAGGCCACACCCGAACAAUGACAAUGAACUCCGCCGACGCCCCAGAAGUAGUCCCAACAACCCCGUCCUCCCCACCAAAAGUGCGCCGCUCCCAAACAGCAUACGCCAUACCGGAAACGCGCUCAAUCCACCACCCACACCACCCAAACUACAUCCCACGCCCCCCUUCUCAACCACAACCACGAGCAUACUCCCAGUCCCGCCGACAAGCUCCCGGUCCAAAAAUACACCCAGACUCAAGACGCAGGACCAUGCGACCCCAACAGAACAUCAUCCACUAUCCCUCCCGCAGCUCAUCCUACCACUUCGACCCAAACUACGUCCCACGCCACUCGCAGAGCCAGUACAACCCCCACUCCAACCCCCACGCUAGCAGCACCAGCCAGUACGGACACCAGUCAUCGCGCUGGGCCAACCAGCGCCGCUACGGCUCAUCAGCCCGGUCCAUGCCGGCGCCGAUCCCCCGCCGCAGCGACGUCGAAAUAAUCUACCCCAGCACGCGUCGCCCGCGCAGCAGUCUCCCUUCCGGCGCGAGUGGUCCGCUCAGCUGUAUCUUGGAGACGACUGACCCCAAUGCGUCCGGGGAUAAUCACAGGCCUGUCUCGGCUGCUUACUCUGAGUUGCCGUCGAAUUCCAUUGAUCAGACGAAAUACCGGGGUGCGAAUCGGACGAGUUUGGGCUUCUAUUGA
This is a messenger RNA of Penicillium roqueforti, 1956 nucleotides long. RefSeq lists its product as uncharacterized. The transcript is spliced from 3 exons. NCBI's taxonomy places the organism in Eukaryota, Fungi, Ascomycota, Eurotiomycetes, Eurotiales, Aspergillaceae. The coding region runs from base 1 to 1956 and encodes 651 amino acids. The record is from RefSeq and is a predicted model, not a curated record.